Messenger RNA from Lactuca sativa (garden lettuce), 1782 nucleotides. Its product is annotated as UDP-glucosyltransferase 29. The record is from RefSeq and is a predicted model, not a curated record. NCBI's taxonomy places the organism in Eukaryota, Viridiplantae, Streptophyta, Magnoliopsida, Asterales, Asteraceae. Gene Ontology annotation, molecular function: UDP-glycosyltransferase activity.
AUGACGAUGAACAGAUAUGAACGAAAGCAAACCGUUUUGAUGUUCCCAUGGUUAGGCCAUGGUCAUAUUUCUCCUUUCCUAGAACUAGCCAAAAAACUAAGCAACACCAACCUCUUUAACAUCCACCUAUGUUCGACUCCUGCAAAUCUCAAAUCAAUCAAGACUUCACCAGCUGCAAUUCAGUUCAUAGAGCUUAACCUUCCGUCUCUACCGGAGCUACCACCAGAUCUUCACACCACCAAUGGCCUCCCAUCUCAUCUUAUGCCUCUUCUCAAGAAAGCUUUUGACGUGGCAACUGAUGAGUUUUCAGGUAUCUUGAAAACCCUAAAACCUGAUUUGUUGAUUUACGAUAUCAUUCAACCAUGGGCUCCGGUGGCUGCCUCCGCCCUUUCAAUCCCUUCCGUGGUGUUCAUCACCACGAGUGUUGCUGCCACCAUGGUUCAUUUUCAUUUGAGCAACCACCCUGGUAUUGCGCUUCCCUUCUCGAACAUCUACUAUCGUAGCUACGAGUAUGGAAAGGUUGUUAAAGGCUUAGAGGAUAUGCGUAAAGAUGAAGACUUUGUAAUGGAGUGUGUAAAUCGAUCUUCCGAUAUGGUUCUUGUAAAAUCUUUCAAGGAGAUUGAAGGUAAGUACAGUGAUUACCUUUCUGUUCUUACUGAUAAAAGGAUUGUGCCAGUAGGUCCACUUGUUGCAGAACCUGUAGAAGAAGAAGAAGACGAGAAACAAAACAGUGUGAUGCAGUGGCUUGAAACAAAAGCUGCUGGAUCUACUGUUUUUGUUUCUUUCGGGAGCGAAUAUUUUCUUUCUGAUGAUGAUUUGGAAGAAAUUGCAUAUGGGUUAGAAAUAAGCGAUGUGAAUUUCAUCUGGGUUUUAAGGUUUCCAAAAGUUGAAAGAAAACUUAGCCUUUCAGAAGCUUUGCCAUUAGGGUUUCUUGAAAGGGUGAAGGAUAAGAGUUUAGUGAUUGAAGGGUGGGCGCCACAAGGAAAAAUAUUAGGGCACAAAAACAUUGGUGGAUUUGUGAGUCACUGUGGAUGGAGUUCAGCGAUAGAAGCUAUGAAGUUUGGUGUUCCAGUAAUAGCCAUGCCAAUGCAUCUUGAUCAGCCGAUCAACGCUCGUUUGGUGGAGGAGGUUGGGAUUGGAAUGGAGGUGGUGAGGGAUGAAAAUGGGCGGCUCAGUCGGGAGAAGAUGGCGGCGGUUGUUCGGAACGUGGUCGUUAGUAAGUUAGGGGAGGUGGUGAGGGAAAAAGCUAAGCAAAUGAGUUCUGUUUUGAGUAUGAAAGGCGAGGAGGAGAUCGAGUCGGCGGCGAUGGAGCUACUGCAGUUGUGCAGCCGUGGUGGUGGUGGUGGUGCUGGACCCAGUGAAACUAACGAAGCCAUUGAAAUUGGUGAAGUUUAAAAUGAUCGAGUCGGCGGCGAUGGAGCUACUGCAGUUGUGCAGCCGUGGUGGUGGUGGUGGUGCUGGACCCAGUGAAACUAACGAAGCCAUUGAAAUUGGUGAAGUUUAAAAUGAUGGAUAUCUCCUCUCUUGGUUUAGUUUUUAAAAGUUAUUACUUAGAUAUAUAAACAUAACUUUAGUUUAGGGGUUUAUUAUGAAAAUAUUGUUAACAUGAUUUUCAUAAAGAUCCUAACAUAUACUAUAUUUUAAUUUUUAUUUCUUUUUCUUUUGGUUAGAGAUCUUGAGGAAAAGGCUAUCCUUUUUUUUGUGUUUAGCCUCAUAAUCAUAUUUCAGUGAUAUUUAUUAUAUGUAAUUACUUUUGUUUCAAUAUAGCUGUCUAAUUUAAUA